Phoenix dactylifera (date palm) is the source of this 6646-nucleotide messenger RNA. Its product is annotated as eukaryotic translation initiation factor 4G-like. NCBI's taxonomy places the organism in Eukaryota, Viridiplantae, Streptophyta, Magnoliopsida, Arecales, Arecaceae. Gene Ontology annotation, cellular component: eukaryotic translation initiation factor 4F complex. The record is from RefSeq and is a predicted model, not a curated record. Gene Ontology annotation, molecular function: translation initiation factor activity; protein binding; mRNA binding.
AUUAUUCCUUAUCGUAUAUAUACUUUCUCCCCUUUUCUAAAGAACCAUUUCGAAUCCGCGCUUCUCUCUUUUCUUCCACAUUCGACCGUUUUUCGAAUCAGGGAUUCUAUCUCUUCGAAGGCUUCAGGUGUGUGGAAGAAAAGACGGAUUUAUGUCCUUCAAUCAAUCCAGGGCAGAUAAAAGUGACGGCCAGCAGCUGAGGAAGAGUGGUCGUUCCGGCAACUACGGCCAGCACAGGGGAUAUUCCGGCGGCGGCCGCGGGAAGGCCGGGGGCUUCGCCCCUCGUCCCCAGCUCUCCUAUUCCUCCUCUUUUCCCUCUGCUUCAUCGAGCCACCCGCCCCUCUCGACGAAUCGGAGUUUCAAGAAGCCUGGAAAUGGACAAGGAGGUUCAUCUACGGCAAACCCCUCGAGUUCGAGUCCGGAGGCGAGUGUUACCGCUGCCGCUGCAGCUCCUGUUCCUACGCGGGCGGUGCAGAAUGGAUUAUCUGAUUCACCAGUGCCAAGUGCUGCAAAACCUGUGGAUGCGCCCAUCCCGAGAAACUCUCAAGCCCACCACCCAAGGGCUCCAAUUUCUCAGUCUGCUGCAGGAGCUUCAGAUUCGGCAGACCUUGCAACUCCAGCUAAAGGCAAUGAAACCGAGACAUAUACUCUUCAAUUUGGGUCUAUAAGUCCUGCUCUCAUAGAUGGCAUUGAGAUUCCCACUCGGACUACCUCAGCUCCACCUAAUCUGGAUGAGCAGAAGCAGGACCAGGCUUGCCAUGGUUCAUUCAGGAUGAUGCCGAACAUGCCUAUACACUCUGGAUUGCAGUAUCCGCAGCAACCUAAGAAGGAUAGAAGUGGUGCUAACCAAUCAAAUACUGGAGAAUCUCACCCUCCUGCCCAGGUAAAGCAGGAUGUGUACUCACAAAUUUCAGCUGCCCCUGCUGUACCACUACCCAAUUCUUCUGUUCUUCCUAUAGCUGGAAUAUCCAUUCCAGUGGCCUUUCAACGGCCACAGCUUCCCUUGCAAUUUGGUGCCUCCAGUCGUCAGAUGCAGUCACAGGGUGUGGCAGCAAGCUCACUGCAAAUGCCAAUGACACUGCCUGUUGGAAAUGUCUCUCAAGUACCGCAACAGAUGUUUCUCCAGGGUCUCCAGUCUCAUCCUCUGCAGCCGCAUAUGAUGAUGCACCAGGGACAUGGCUUGGGCUUUGCACCUCAAAUGGGUCAUCAGCUUCCGCCUCAGUUAGGAAGCAUGGGAAUUGGUAUUGCCACCCCACAAUUUGCCCAAAAGCGGCCUGGAAAUUUUGGUUCUCCUCGCAAGACCACCAUAAAGAUAACUCACCCAGAGACCCAUGAGGAGCUGAGACUUGGCAAAAGGAUGGAUUUAUAUACAGAUGGUGGUUCUCCGGGGCAAAGGCCCCACCCUAAUGUACCAUCUCAAUCUCAACAAGGUCCAUCUUUUACUCCACAUUACUAUCCUCCAUUGCAAUCCAAUGCUCAUAAGCCAUCACAGAUGUUCUUCCCUACCUCAACUUCUCUUCCUUUGACAAGCAGCCAGAUGCCUUCUGGUUCACAGGCACCAAGAUAUAGCUAUUCAGUUGACGAUAGUGGCCAAGCCAUUUCAUUCAUGAAUCCUUCUGUCCUUAAGCCCAUGCCUGGCAGCAAACCUGGGCCUCCUUUGCAUAGUCUAUCUGAACCUGUCUCUGCUCCAUCAGCUCCAGCUCAGGAGAUGGUGAAGCCGGUUGUUGGUUUGCAUGGGAAUAAUGCUGGUACAGCUGUAGUGACAGUUAGCGUGCCCACAAGCAAUGCCGAAGCACCUAGCAUAUUAAAGCCUUCUGGAAAAACCACAGUUUGUCAUCAAAAUGACAGUAAAAUCAGUCCAGAAAGUUCUGUUCAGCAGCCCAAAUCAGCUACUCAGCCAUUGGAAAUCUCAGAGGCUGCAUCCUCAUCAGUUCUUGUUGCCCAUCAUGGGGAUUCUGGACCUAUUGAUGCAGGAAUUGAUGGCAGAAGAAAAGAACCUAUUCGAAGAUCGGACUCAUUGAAGGAUCACCAGAAAAGGCUCAGCAAGAAGGAUCCCAGACACUCGCCACACCAGCAACAGGCAGAUACAUCUGAUUCUGCAGGUAGGGUGAACUUGUCUUCAUUUAGUCAUGGUGCUUCUGGAGAUGUAACAACAAGGCAACUAUCUAGACUUUCUGAGAAAGUUCAGGAAUUUUCCAGGGCUGAUAUGCCAACCACUACCACUAGUUUUUCUUCACUUGGUUUAGAACAAAGUAGUUCUACUGAAGUCAGAACUUCGAAAGCUGUUGAAAGCCAAAUAGUCCCUACUGAAUCAGAAGCAUCUGGAGUUAUUUUGGUGAAGGAAAUUGCACAAGAUGUUUGUCUGAGAGCUGACAGUGUACCUCUAGUUAAAGAGAGAGGUUCUUCUGAGACAUCAGUUUCUACAGGUCUUGAGAUGGAUGAAACUGUAACCAAGAAUUCCUAUCCUACUUUUAGUCGGGAAAAUUCUAUCUUGUUAAAUGUCGAACUGGGACAAGACACAGUGGCAAAGAAGGAAAAUCAUAAAACUGGAAUAUUUGGUGAUUCCUUAAGGGAUGCUGGUAAUUCCAAACUGUAUCCAAUGUCUGCUAUUACUGAAUGUGUUCAAGGUGCAGAACCAGUUGAGUUGGUUGAGCAAGAUGGGGCCGGAGGAGAUAUUUUAGAAAGUCCAAAUGCCUGUGAGUCUUAUGAUGCCGAAAGGCAACAGUCUGGUUCUUAUGUUGAAGCAGUGGAGCUAAGCUUUUUGAUUGAGAAGACACCUGAGGAAUUAGGCAUCUCUGCUGGUACAUCUUCAGAUUUCAUAGAAGCUGAAGUGGUUCCUUCAAGUCCUCUUUCAUCCGUAAAUGUUGAAGAAAAAAAGUUUUCCACUUCAGAUGUCAUCACAGAUAUAAGUGAAGCAUUACACUGCCAUGAUGAUGGCUUGAGUGGAUCUGAGGCCUCACAUCUGGAGACAGCUGCUGUUUCAGCCCCUGUUACUUCUAAAGUGACAGAAAAACUGGAAGGAAAUGUUACAAAGCUUUCUAGUGAGGAUCCAGUUUCUGUUUUGUCAUCUAGGCCCAAGGACAAGCCUUCUUUGGAGCCUCCCAGGGGUAAGCCGUCUUCAGGAAAAAAGAAGAAGAAGAGGGAAAUUUAUUUGAAGGCUGAUGCUGCGGGAACUUCUGAUCUUUACAAUGCGUACAAGGGUCCUGAGGAAAAACAUGAAAUUACCUGCAUCUCAGAAAGUGUUGAUAGUUCUGCAGUAGUGGAUGGAAAACAUGUGACUUCAGAUACUGAUAAGGAUGUUGUGGCUAGUGAGGGAGAUGGACAGAGCACAGUUGAGGUAGAUGAUUGGGAAGAUGCAGCUGAUAUCUCCACUCCAAAAUUGAGAAUAUCAGAGGAUGGACAGCAAGCAAGUCAAGCAAAGAAUGAUUGUGGAAAUGAAACUAUGAGGAGAAAGUAUUCCAGGGAUUUUCUAUUGACCUUUUCUGAGCAGUGUACUGUUCUUCCUGCAGGGUUUGACGUUAUAUCUGAUAUAGCUGAUGCUUUGAUGAGUGUUUCGGUUGGUGCUUCCUAUAUUGUUGAUCACGAACCCUACCCAAGUCCUGGAAGGAUUACUGAUAGAUCUCCUGGAGCUUCUCGGGCAGAUCACCGGAUGUUUGGCAUUCUUGAUGAUGAUAGAUGGAUGAAAGCAUCUAUUUCUUUUGCUUCUGCACGUGACCUUCAGCCAGAGAUUGGUCGUGGAGCAUAUAUUAUGAACUUGCGUCCAGGACAAGGAGUUAACCAUGGGGUUUUAAGACAUCCACGUGGGCAGUCAUCUAGUCAGUUUGCUGGAGGGAUUCUUUCUGGGUCAAUGCAGUCACUGGCAUCUCAGGGAGGGAUACCACGUAAUGGUGCUGAUGCAGACAGGUGGCAGCACGGCACUCAUAGAGGGUUAAUUCCUUCUCCUCAAACACCUGCACAAGUAAUGCACAAAGCUCAGAAUAGAUAUUUAGUCAGUAAGGUGACUGACGAGGAAGAGGCAAAGCAAAGACAACUGAAAGCCAUACUGAAUAAGUUGACGCCUCAGAAUUUUGAGAAGCUAUUUCAGCAAGUCAAGGAGGUUAAUAUUGACAAUGCUGUUACUCUUACUGGUGUAAUCUCGCAGAUUUUUGACAAAGCUUUGAUGGAGCCGACUUUCUGUGAGAUGUAUGCUGAUUUCUGUUACCAUCUUGCUAGUGAAUUACCUGAUUUCACAGAGGGCAAUGAAAAAAUUACCUUUAAAAGGUUGCUUCUGAACAAGUGCCAAGAGGAAUUUGAAAGAGGGGAGAGAGAGCAAGCUGAGGCUAAUAAAGCCAAAGAGGAAGGUGAGACUGAACAAUCUGAAGUGAGAAGAGAGGAGAAAAGGAUCCAGGCACGGAGGCGUAUGCUGGGAAAUAUCCGGUUAAUUGGGGAAUUGUACAAGAAAAGGAUGUUGACAGAGAGAAUUAUGCAUGAAUGCAUCAAGAAGCUGCUUGGACAGUAUCAGAAUCCUGACGAGGAAGACAUUGAAGCUUUGUGCAAGCUGAUGAGUACAAUAGGUGAGAUAAUAGACCAUCCCAAGGCCAAGGAACAUAUGGAUGCGUAUUUUGACAUGAUGGCAAAACUAUCAAAAAAUCAGAAGCUAUCAUCUCGGGUUAGGUUCAUGCUGAAGGAUGCAAUUGAUCUGAGAAAGAAUAAGUGGCAACAAAGGAGGAAAAUUGAAGGCCCGAAGAAAAUUGAAGAGGUGCAUAGAGAUGCAGCUCAGGAGCGACAGGCUCAAGCAAGUAGAUCAGCUCGUGGUUCUGGUAUUUCUGUCUCAAGAAGAGGACCACCUGCUGAUUAUGGUGCACGGGGAUCCACUAUAUUGCCUUCUCCAAGCUCCCAGAUUGGUAGCAUACGCAACUUAUCACCUCCGGUCCAUGGGUAUGGGACUCAAGAUGUUCGAUUAGAGGAUAGACGUCCAUUUGAAAGUAAAACAUUGUCACUUCCCCUUCCUCAAAGACCUACUGAUGAUGAUUCAAUUACCCUUGGCCCACAAGGUGGUCUUGCUAGGGGUAUGUCUGUUCGAGCUCAGUCUUCGAUGUCAAGUGCUCCUUUGGCUGAUAUUUCUCCAAGUGGUGGUGACAAUUGUAUAAUGCCAUCUGGUCCAAAUGGCCACAGCGUGACACUUGAUAGAAUACCUUAUAGCUCAAAAGAAGAAAUAGUGCCAAAAUAUAUGCCAGAUAGGUUCUCUGGAGCACCCCAUGAUCAACUGAAUCCUCAAGAUCGUAAUACUUAUUUAGGGAGCAGGAACAAGAUUGCAGAUUGUUCUUUUGAACAAUCUGCAGCAACCAUCCUUCCUGCUGGUCAUGUGCAGGGAUCUUUAAGUGGCAGUGCGGGUGCACCUUCUAAAGCAAAACCAUUGUCCGAAGACGUUUUGCAAGAGAAAUCAAUAUCAGCAAUAAGGGAAUUCUAUAGUGCCAGGGAUGAGAAGGAGGUAUCUUUGUGCAUCAAAGAGCUGAAUUGUCCAGACUUCUAUCCUGCCAUGAUAUCAUCCUGGGUCACAGACUCCUUUGAGCGGAAAGACAUGGAGAGGGAUCUCUUGGCUACACUUCUCGUCAACCUUUGCAAGUCUCAAGAUAGCUUGCUUAGUCAAGUACAGCUCAUCCUGGGGUUUGAAUCAGUUCUCUCCUUACUGGAGGAUGCUGUAAAUGAUGCUCCCAGAGCAGCUGAGUUUCUUGGUCGCAUCUUUGCUAAAGUUAUAUUGGAAAAUGUGGUUCCACUCAGAGAUAUAGGAAAAUUAAUCCAGGAAAGUGGAGAAGAGCCCAGGCGCUUAUUGGAGCUCGGGCUUGCAUCUGAGGUCCUUGGUAGCAUCCUUGAAGUUAUCAAAAUGGAGAAAGGAGAUGCUGUUCUGAAUGAGAUCCGUGUGAGCUCCAAUCUUCGAUUGGAGGAUUUCAGACCGCUGCAUCCAAUCAAGGCAAAGAAACUGGAUGCAUUCCUUUAGAGAUGUCUGGUUAGAUUAUUAUGUUUAGGCCUUAUAGGGUACUUCUGCAAAAAUGCUUGUCCGGUUCUUUAUUGCGUAUUGUUAUUUUAUUUUUUAUUUUCGAAUGCCUUAUUGAGUUCACAUCUGUCCUUGGAAAUAGAGCAUUAUUCAAGAAGCUUGUUACAAGCAUAAGCCGGCAAUUGUCUCUUAUUGAUGGAAAGAGAGUGGAGAAGAGUUCCUUUAGCAGGCUGUCUAUCUCUUAUUGAUGAAGGACAACGUGGAGACGGUUUUGUUCAAGGACCUUUCUUUCUGUUAAAAAAAAGGAAGGAGCGACCAACCCUCAUCCAGUUUAUUAAGUAAUAAAUUAAAAGUAGUAUGGGCAGGACUUGAAAAUAGGUCCCAGGUACCAUGACUUCCAGUGUCUUUACAACCUGAACCAACUUGCAUCUAAAUACAUUUAGAUCCAUUUUUUAUGCAAAUGUAUAUAGAUAUGGUUAUAAAUUUUCAUAUUUGACUAAUAUAUGUAUCCAUAUUUAUAUGUCAAAAGAAAACAAUCGUAUAUGUGUGGAUACAGGAUAAACAAAUAUCUGAUCUGUAUCCGAAUAUCCAAAUAUGUUUGCAAUCCUCUUUAUUCUUAUGUAUCUCUCAAACUCUAAAGUAAUGUAGUGACAUUAUCAAUGCCUCUAUUAA